ACGGCCGGGAGGAGCGUUCUGCGCCUGCGCACGAGGCCCCAGUACGACCCAUUGUCAGUUACAGUCCAGGCCCAGGCCGGCUUAGAAGAUCUGACCGCGGGUUGUUUGAUAACCCCGGAAAACCCAGAAUAUUUCUUCCGUCUACCGACCAAUCUUGCCCUUCCAGGCCAGGGGAGGUGAUGGAGGCGCUGAAGGGCCCCCGCCCGCAGAGGUGGGUCACCAUGGACCCCGAGGACCGCCUGGCAGCCGCCGCCGUGGCCUUCACCCGAGUCUGUGCCAGCCAGGGGGAGGGGGACAGCCAGCGGAGCGCCCGCCCGCCCUCGUACGACCCGUACAGCAAAGCCUCGGUGACCCCCGGCGGGUGGCCCCUGCUCCCGAGGCUGCCCCGGAGCCUGGCGGCCGAGGGGGCCGGGCCCCCCGAGCCCGCCCCCCAGGCGGCCCGGAAGAGGCUGGUGAUGAAGAGGAAGGUGCUCCGGAGGAAGCCCGACGGGGAGGUUCAGGUGUCGGACGAGUCCGCCCUCCAGGAGCCCGAGUCCGGCGGCGAGAGCGACCUGGAGGGCGACCUGUGGGACUUGAGGCGGAGGCUGAUGGGGCUGCGGACCUACCACGCCCCCCGCCCGCCGUCCCCGCCCACCAGCGACCAGGGCACCUGCUCCUCCGGGGAGCCGGGCCCACAGCGCGGCUACCCGGGCACCGUCCGGGGCGACCCGGCCGGCUACCUGCAGCACGAGGAGCCGGACCGGCCGGCCUACGAGCAGGACCUGCUCCUCCCCAGCCGGCCCAGGUCCUUCAUCCUGCCCCGGGCGGAGCUGCCGGGCCGGGGCAAGGUGGACCGGGUGGCCCGCUACCUGGCGUACAAGCGCGACUGGGAGAGCUUGCGGCUGCCCGGGGAGACGGCGCACCGGGAGCUGCGCUGGGGCAUCCGCGAGCAGAUGCUGGACCGCCAGGAAGCGGCCCCCAGGCCCCACCAAGUCUACGUCCCCAACGCUUACCUCGUGCCCACUGAGAAGAAGAGGUCGGCUCUGCGCUGGGGGGUGCGGUGUGACCUGGCCCACGGCAUCAUCCCCAGGAAAGCCCCCUCCCUCUAGGCACCCCCUCCCUUCCAUCUUCCCCGACACCCCCCUACCCAGUCCGGGGCCCGGCCCAGCCUCCAACUUCCCCGAGAGGUUCGGAGGGGACGGACACUGAGCCCCACGCCUCGGCCCUCCUUUCCCCCCGGACAAAACGAAUCCGAGAGCCAACCGUAGAGCGAGGACCCUGCCCGUCGCCGGCCUCGUGUGGGUACAGAAGGCCGCGGCAGCAACGGGGGAGAGGCGCUACCCGGGGCUCGGAGGAGGGGAGUCGGGCAGGGGGAAGGGCAAGGAUCGGCAGCUCCUUCGCCAGCCUCCGCUCCCAGGAGGAGCCCAGCAAUUCCAGAAUCUCCUGGGAUUGUUCUAUUCCCAACCUCCAGCAUGGUUCCUGACUAAUAAAGAGUCUUUUA
Messenger RNA from Tachyglossus aculeatus (Australian echidna), 1480 nucleotides. It is a transcript of the gene HYLS1, whose product is annotated as HYLS1 centriolar and ciliogenesis associated. Gene Ontology annotation, biological process: cilium assembly. Gene Ontology annotation, cellular component: non-motile cilium; centriole. The coding region runs from base 180 to 1088 and encodes 302 amino acids. NCBI's taxonomy places the organism in Eukaryota, Metazoa, Chordata, Mammalia, Monotremata, Tachyglossidae. The transcript is spliced from 3 exons. The record is from RefSeq and is a predicted model, not a curated record.